AUGAGCUUAAUUAGCUAAUAUAGAGAGAAAAAACACAAGCACAAUUAAAAUGAAAAAGAAAUCAAAUAAAAUGCCAGUAAAUAAAUUAAAAGAGUUAUGAUUCAUUUUUAAAUUUAAAAAUAUCAUAAUUAAAAACAAAAAAAUUUGUUUACCUAAGAUCAAGUGUCAAAUUUGAGAGAUUAUUGCAAUUUACUAAAGCAGAACUUAAGCCUGAUGCUCCUUCAUCACCAAUUAAACUACAACUUUUUAAAUAUUAAAGAAAAAAUAUUUAAGUAAUUAGCCAGUUAGAAAGAAAAAAUGAAGAAAAUGUAUGAAAAAAUAAAAAAUAAAUCAAUUAUUAAUAAAACAAAAGUUGAAUAUAAAAAAUGA
Messenger RNA from Tetrahymena thermophila SB210, 369 nucleotides. RefSeq lists its product as hypothetical. NCBI's taxonomy places the organism in Eukaryota, Ciliophora, Oligohymenophorea, Hymenostomatida, Tetrahymenidae. The transcript has a single exon. The record is from RefSeq and is a predicted model, not a curated record.